This is a messenger RNA of Ichthyophthirius multifiliis, 1026 nucleotides long. Its product is annotated as ligand-effect modulator 3 LEM3 family protein, putative. The transcript has 4 exons. NCBI's taxonomy places the organism in Eukaryota, Ciliophora, Oligohymenophorea, Hymenostomatida. The record is from RefSeq and is a predicted model, not a curated record. Gene Ontology annotation, cellular component: endoplasmic reticulum; Golgi apparatus; plasma membrane.
AUGUCUGAUAUAAAUAAAGAAGAUAAAACAAAAUUUUCAUAUGCUUUUAAAUAAUAAAUAAUGAAAGCAUGGUAGCCUGUUCCUACAAUUAAUUCUACAAUAAUGUUAUUUGCAAUUUUAUCGACUAUAUUUUUAGUUUUUGGAAUCGUUUUAAUAAUAUUAUCAAAUUAAAUAAUAGAGUAUUCAGUAAGAUAUGAUUCUGAAUGUGGAGAUGUAAAAUUAGUAAAUUAGGAAGAUUUUAAAAAUAAUAAACUUCCAAAUAAUUCUUGUAAGGUUAACUUUGAUAUUAAUGAAAAUAUAGAAGGUCCUGUAUUUGUAUAUUAUGAGUUGGACAAUUUUUAUUAAAACCAUAGAAGAUAUGUAAAAUCAAAAAAUAUUAAUCAAUUAUAAGGAGAUAAUGUUUCAUCAUCAGAUUUAAGUGAUUGUGAACCUGUUCUUUAUUAUAAAGAUUUAAGAAAAUUUAAAAUCAUAGAUGAUAAUUUAAAAGAUAAUAUGAUAGCCAAUCCAUGUGGAUUAAUAGCAGCAUCGUAUUUUAAUGGUUAUUUGAUAUAUUUUUUACUAUUUUUAUUUUUUUUAAUUUUUAUAGACACAUAUGUUUUAGAGAAUAAAUUAAAUAAUUAACCUGUUCAUAUUAGUAAUAAAGAUAUUGCUUGGCCUAGUGAUAAAGAAAAUAAAUUUAAAAGAAAUAAAGAUUAUCAAAAUAUAUAAUGGUUAGAUGUGGAAGAUGAAAGAUUUAUGGUUUGGAUGAGAACUGCUGCUUUACCUAAUUUUAGAAAGCUUUGGGGUAUUAUAGAGAAAGGAUUGGAAAAAGGAUUUUACACUUUAAACAUUGAAAAUAAUUAUCCUGUUUAAAGAUUUAAUGGAAAAAAAUUAUUUGUUAUAUCAACUGCCAACGCUUUCGGUGGUAAAAAUAAAUUUUUAGCGAUAAGUUAUUUAGUUAUGGGUUUUAUAUGUCUUUUAAUAUUAAUAGUUUUUAUUGUAAAAAAAAUCAGUAAUAAUAAAUAAAAAGCUUAAAAAAGUUAAUGA